AUGGGUGAUGUCGACUCUGCCCUAACCGGCGCCCAUGUCGACGGCAACGGAGUCGCGGGACCGCCCAUGGACCCGGAAUCUUACAAAUUCCCAGAUCAGAGACUGAAAAAGGUCAUGUCUGAUCCGUCCAAAACUCCGCUCCUACUGGUGGCAUGCGGCUCCUUCUCGCCGACCACUUACCUACACCUGCGUAUGUUUGAGAUGGCGGCGGAUUAUAUCAAGUUCACCACGGAUUUUGAGCUGAUUGGUGGGUACCUAUCGCCUGUGUCGGAUGCAUAUAAGAAAGCCGGUCUAGCCAGCGCGGUACACAGAGUUGCCAUGUGUCAACUAGCAGUCGAGAAGACCUCAAACUGGCUGAUGGUUGAUCCGUGGGAGCCGAUGCAGAAGGAAUAUAUCCCCACCGCAAAGGUCCUGGAUCAUUUUGACCAUUACAUAAACACGGUCCUGGAUGGGAUUGAUACAGGCGAAGGAACUCGCAAGCCUGUGCGGGUGGCCCUACUUGCCGGUGCGGACCUCAUCCACACCAUGUCCACGCCUGGUGUAUGGAGUGAGAAGGAUUUAGAUCAUAUCCUCGGGCGAUACGGGAGCUUCAUUGUCGAGCGUGCCGGCACAGACAUUGACGAAGCAAUUGCCAGCCUGCAGCCCUGGAAAGAAAACAUAUACGUAAUCCAACAAUUAAUCCAAAACGACGUUAGCAGCACGAAGAUCCGCCUCUUCCUCCGCCGCGAGAUGAGCGUUCGCUACCUAAUCCCCAGCCCCGUUAUAGAUUAUAUCGAGAAACACCACCUGUAUGAAGACGAAGGGUCGUCCUCCACUACUACGGCAAAGCAGAAUGGAAACGAGAGCCAGAACUCAACCCCAGGUUCAAAUUUGGGAGAUAAAGGAAAGGGCAAGCAAGCGGACACAACGAUGCCCUGUGAAAACGAUAACCCUAGUGGAUGA
Molecule: messenger RNA, 942 nt
Organism: Histoplasma capsulatum G186AR
Lineage: Eukaryota; Fungi; Ascomycota; Eurotiomycetes; Onygenales; Ajellomycetaceae
Product: nicotinamide mononucleotide adenylyl transferase
Exons: 3
Coding region: 1-942 (313 amino acids)
Biological process (GO): NAD+ biosynthetic process
Molecular function (GO): nicotinate-nucleotide adenylyltransferase activity; nicotinamide-nucleotide adenylyltransferase activity
Source: RefSeq, a predicted model, not a curated record